UCACGUGCACAGACACACUCACUGUAUAUACAUCGAGUGGAGCAGAUCAGAAAUCUUUGCUCCUCUCGUCAGCCAAAGGAAAACACCUGCAUGGAGAAGAAAAACUGAUUUUGCAAAUCAAAGUAUGGAAGCCAAGACAAGGAGGUAGAAGGGACCAAAGUUUUAUCAGUUUCUGAGGGAAUACUGGAUUUCUCAUGUUUGAGCUUUUGUCUUGUUCUUUUUUUUUAAUUUUUUCCGCUCUCUCAUCUCCUGGUGACAGGAAUGUCUCUUUGAUUUUGGAUUUCCAACAGGUGAAAGUUUCUAUUUUUUGAGCAGUUUGUGUGAGAAGCAGAAAAUAUGUCAAGCGGACGUCUCAGUCACCUGCUGAGGGGAGUCCUGCUGCUCCUGCCAGCAGCUGUAAUUGUAGCUGGAACAAGGAGUAAACUUUGGGAGGUACCCGCUGGUCACUUCACAUCCUCUUCCAAUCAAACCGAGAACCUCCCAUUGGAACGCUGUCAAACCCAGAGGACGGAGUAUGAAGUUAAAAUCACAGCAGAUAUCCCUCCCAAACUGGACGGGACGUGGGUGUCAACAAGAUGUGAAGUUCGGCCCGGUCCAGAGUUCCUCACCCGCUCCUACACCUUUCACUCCAACCGUCACUUCCAGGCACUGCAGCACUACUACACUGAGAGCAGCUGUGAAGACCCGGCCUACUCCCUGAUGAUCAGAGGCAAGAUCCGUCUGCUCCAGGCCUCCUGGAUCACCCGUGGGGCCACCGAGGCGCAGCACCACCUCAGCAGAGUGGGGAUUGUGGUUCACAGCGUGGCGGCCAAGCAGAGGCUGGCCUCCAGGCUGCCUCCAACCUGCGUGAGCCCGAACCUCAAUGAAGCGGUGCCGGGAAAGCUGUUUGAGCUGUACAACACCCGCGCAGGCAGGGCGUGUCUGACAGCCAUGGGCUUCUCUGUGGCGGAGAUGGGUCUGGUACGAGUGGAAACGCAGCAUCACAGCCGUGGAGGGAAGGUUCAGGAGCUGUUUUUAGGGGAUAUUCACACAGACUGGGCCCAAAGAAUCCAACACAGACCCACAGGGUACCAGCAGCCUCUGCAGAACGCCAUGCAUCACAUCCAUCCCUGCCCUGUGUGUGCCCUGGUGUACCGAUCCUCAGAGCAGCGCCCCCCUGUGUUGCCCCGGGGUCCUGCAGUUCCUCUGUCUCUGGCAGGCCACUGGGUCAGCCUGCGCUGUGAAACCCGACCCAACGUCCUUUUCCUCACCAGAGACUUCACCUUUAACCCAAGUCAGCACGCCUGGGAAGGCAUCUACCAUCACUACUUGGACUCCGCCUGCUCACAGCCCACGUUCACCCUGAGAGCCUGGGGGCACUACGCUCAGGGAAACCCCUCAUCCAAACUUUCAGGAGCCUCUGAGUUUGUCUUCAAGGUAACGCAGGUGAGAGUCACGGCCAUGGACGAGUCCACUGCCAAGCUGCUGAACAGCACAAGACCGGGAAAGUGUGGACGAGCGGGAGACUGGAGGGUCGGUGUGGAGCAGGACUUGAGCCCCACAAACGGAUGUCCGAUGCUGGGCAUCAAGCUGCCGCAUAAGGAGUAUGAGCUCUUCAAGAUGGAGCUGGACCACAGGAAACGCCCGCUGUUAUUCACAGGAGAGAGACCGACUGACGGGUCCAGUCCAGAUCGACCAUUAAGUCGGCCCACCUCCUUUCAGGCUCCCAUGGUACUUUGCAACGGGGGGGAGACACACUCCUCUUUCUCAACCGUUAAUAGCAGGCAAUUACAGUUAGCCAGUGGGACAGCAGGUCUGGAGAACCUGGUGUUACUGGUGUUUGGAUCAGCACUGUGCAGCUGGCUUGUUGUUUACUAGAGACGUUCUCACAAAUCAAACCUGGUUCUCAGCUCAAGGUGGAUGGAUGUUUGGCAGCUGAAAUCAUCUCUUCCCUUUAAAGACUAGAACUGAAACAAGAAUCAGGGGACGUUUAAAAGGCACGAAAAGAUUUUUCACAUCUUGAACUCAGAUGUCGCCUGAUGAGUAAAAGACUAACCUGUU
Molecule: messenger RNA, 2040 nt
Organism: Gambusia affinis (western mosquitofish)
Lineage: Eukaryota; Metazoa; Chordata; Actinopteri; Cyprinodontiformes; Poeciliidae
Gene: apcdd1l
Product: adenomatosis polyposis coli down-regulated 1-like
Exons: 4
Coding region: 337-1857 (506 amino acids)
Biological process (GO): negative regulation of Wnt signaling pathway
Cellular component (GO): plasma membrane
Molecular function (GO): Wnt-protein binding
Source: RefSeq, a predicted model, not a curated record